GUCAGAGUCAUCCCUGUGCAGUGUAACCUUGGAAUCCUUGGAGCAUCCAGCAGCUGCCAGGCACUUGCAGCCCUCUCAUGAAUUUCUUUCUUUUUCUUCAAGUGGCUGACUUCUGUUUUCCAAGGCUACUGUUUUCCAUUUCCUCACAGAAACACUGCAUCUGCUUGAAGUAUGGAAUUCGUAUGGAAACRAAAAUGUUUUCUUCAGCUGGGCUGUGUAUUGAUGCUGAAUUUGGUUUAUGCCAAUCUAGAGKAUCAAAAAGAAACUCCUCCAAGACUGCGAGAGAUUGACCAUCAAUGCUGGGAGAUAUCAUCCCAUGGGCUGGUGGAAAUGAAGAAACUCAAAGUAGCAGAUACAGUCAUUGCUCUCUGGGACUUCAUGAUGUUUCUAAAGGAAUCCCCUAAGCCCAAGCACAAUGAACUCUUCAAUGAUUUAGCCCAGAACUUCUGGGAUAUGUAUGUAGACUGUGUGCUCUCAAGAUCCCAUGGAAUGGGCAGAAGACAAUUAACAUCUCCUAAAUAUUCUUCCACAUACUCACAUAGAACUUUAGAAGGGUUUGCUUUCACCAAUCCAUUUUAGGCAAAAAGGGGAGAAAAUGAAGAUACUUACAUAAGGCAACAUCAAAACAAAGGAGCAGAAAAUCACAACAUAUAUUGUUGAUGCUUGGAGAAAUCCUUCGGCAUGGUUCAAUCUUUCYUUUCUUUUUGUAUAAAGUACUUAAUCACUCCUAAACUGAUAAAUACAUGAACCCCCACACUGUCACUUUUGCUUUCCUGUCUUGCAGUCUACCAAGCUUGCCUUUUCCUCAGUGCAUGUGUGAAUGCUUUUGUGUUUUGAAUCAAAACUUUUGUUCUCCCACAUAAGCUUUAAAGCCUGGAUGUGUCAUUAGUUUUCUCUUUYCCAAGAAUUCUCUUUUUAAAAGUUAAUUUUGAUGGAACCCAAAUAUAUUUUUAUACAUUAUGCAACAGAGAAAAUGUAAACAAAUGUAUUUUAUACACUGUCUAGCACAUACUAGAAACUUUCAGAACUGAAAAAAAAGGAGCUGUGAUAUUAGGCUAAAAGGUAAGGUUUAUGCUCAUUGUAAUGUCCUGU
Malurus melanocephalus (red-backed fairy wren) is the source of this 1092-nucleotide messenger RNA. RefSeq names its product family with sequence similarity 237 member B (gene FAM237B). The coding region runs from base 172 to 579 and encodes 135 amino acids. NCBI's taxonomy places the organism in Eukaryota, Metazoa, Chordata, Aves, Passeriformes, Maluridae. The transcript has 3 exons. The record is from RefSeq and is a predicted model, not a curated record.